AUGUCCACCUCUGUCCUCAUUGCUGGUGCCACCGGUCUCAUCGGUGCCUCGGUCCUCCAGACCAUCUCCAAGGACUCGAAGUACGCCAUCACCGCCCUCGUCCGCUCUGAGGACAAGGCCAAGAAGGUCGCCGAGAUCACUGGCGUCAAGACCAUCGUCGGCUCGCUCGAGGACACCGAGCUCCUGACCAACAAGGCCGCUGAGUUCGACGUCGUCCUCCAGAUCGCCGACAUCUUCAACCUGCCCGCCACCACCGCCCUCCUCGCCGGCGCGAAGAAGCGGUUCGAGGCCACCGGCAAGGCGCCCAUCCACAUCCACACCUCCGGCACCGGUAUCUGGGCCGACCUCGGCUCGAACGGCGCUGCCCCCUCUGGCAAGAUCACCAAGGACACCGACGCUGACCUCGUCGAGACGUACAACGGCCUUCCCCACAACCCGCCCGCCAAGGCUGUUGUCGACGCCGGCGCCGCUGGCUACGUCAAGACGUUCACGGUCUACCCGCCCACCGUCUGGGGUGCUCCCUCUGGUCCUCUGUUCGAGGCCGGCAUUGCGCACGUCGGCUCGAUCCAGCUUCCUCUCUCGAUCAAGACUUCGAUCGGCCGUGGCCAGGGUGGUGUUGUCGGCGAGGGUCUCAACGUCUGGAACCACGCACACGUUGACGACACUGCCUCUUUCUACGUGACGCUCCUCGGCAAGGCCGUCGACGGCUCUGCCCCCUCUGGCGCCAAGGACGGCCACUACAUCAUCGAGAACGGCGAGUACCAGUACAAGAAGCUCGCGGAGACCUACACCAAGGCUCUCCACGCCGCCGGCAAGUCCGCCUCGCCCGAGCCUACCAAGUUCGAGCAGAAGGAGUUCGAGGCCAUCGGCUUCCUCUUCAUUCUCGGCACCAACUCGACGACCGCCGGCCCCCGCGCACGCUCGCUCGGCUGGACGCCGAAGUACUCCACCGACGACUUCUACGCAUGGGUGCCCAAGGAGGUCGACGCUGCCAUCGCUGGCAAGCUCGCGGGCGGUGUUUACUAA
Molecule: messenger RNA, 1026 nt
Organism: Peniophora sp. CBMAI 1063
Lineage: Eukaryota; Fungi; Basidiomycota; Agaricomycetes; Russulales; Peniophoraceae
Source: the annotation of a GenBank genome assembly